GUUAGUUGCGCUGCUGCUGUCGCUGCUUUAUACGCGUAUCGUAUCACGGCUCACAGCUGAGAAAAUGUAGUUAAAUGCCACAGGAAUUAGUUUUUUUUUGUAGUUUCAAAAACUUCAAUGCAAGGAAUGUGCAGUUUUUGAAUUAUAACCAACAUUCAUCAAAGUGAGUACUGUCUGAAGUUGAUCGGCCAAAUUUUUUCGCGUUGAGUCAUGGAAGAAGGCGCUGAAUCUUCCUCCGCAAACGUCCCGGAGUCCCCGAAACCUUUAGCUUUUACGAUAGAUUUUGGCAAUAAUAAGGCUGUUGACACCCAGAGGCAAAAAGCUUUGGUGGAAAAACUAAAGAAUAGACACAAAAGAGGCCAGUCUCUGUCAAAGUUAGAAGAUUCAACAGCUACUACGACACCACCUUCUGCAAAACAACAUCCAUUAACUGGGAAUUUACCAAGGAAAUCUAGUUUCCAAUCCGAGGGUUAUUUUUCCUCCGACGAAAAACCAGAUCGAGCGAAAACUUCAAAGAGUAACUUAAAGCGUAGCGAAUUAACUUUGUUUCUAAAAAAUGUCACCUCGGAUAGAAUGACCCAGUCGUUUCCAAACCCCGCUUUGCCUAGCAUUUCAAGCCCAGAAGAAAUCGAACUGAAAGACGUCUCUAGUCCAGAGUUAGACCUGAUAAGCCCUUUUAGUCCUAGGGAUCAGUCCAAAACAUCUACAAACUCCAAUGUGAAGAAACCACAGUUUUCCAGUCCCGAAUGCGAGAAGAUGUAUAUCGGAGAUGACGAUAAAGAUAAUGUAUUCGUAGAUGGAGCCGACGUGGACUUUGACAAAUCGGACACAGCGAGCGACACUGGAACUUACACGUUGGACGCAGACAACUACUCGGCGGAACAGAAAGCCAGAAUGAGCAUAGACAAAGACUUCAAAAUCGAACAAGUGUCGGUGCAGAAGAAAACUGAGGAGUACGUCAAGAGCCUGUCAACAAUGAGAGACCAUUUACUUCAGAAUGCGUCGACGUUUGUAAAUAAACCUAUUUCCAAGGAAACCGAAGUUACCCAAGGUGUUCAAGUAUUGAAUUUGUUAGAUUCUGACAACGGUUUACAAUCGCCGAGGUCCCCCAACGUAAGAAAAUUUGAUAAACUUGCUUCUAUUGCUUCCCAACCGAAACCGUCUACGGGAAAAGUGCUUUCGCCUAUAAUGUCCCCUACGCAGAACAUGUCCAUUACACAGGAUGCCGAAGAAGGCAAGGACAAAACUCUCAAUAACGGCGAGUGUGAUGUGCAUAACAAGACUUUCACGAAAAUCAUGUUUCCUAGUCCUAAAGCUAAGCAUAAUGGCUUAGAGCAAGCUUUCGACCACGGCUCGGUUAUUUCAGUAACCUCUAGCGGCGCUUUCAAACCAAAAAUCGAAAAGAAGUUCGAACGAAAAUACAGUCUCUCGAAGUCCGAAGUGCAAGUUCAAGCAUACAUCGAUGGUAAAAAUUACACCGAUGGUAUCGUGGAACCGGUGCUUGAGGCGGAAGUGAAACGGAAUAAUCCUAAACUUACCGUGAACAUAGUGAAUGUGCAAAGUAUCGAAGUGAAGAAACCCAAUAUCUCCCUGGAUUCCAGCGGAGUGGUCAGUGCUAAUAUAGUGUUCGAAAAAGUGUCCAACAUAUCACCCGUGAGUUGUCAAACGUCUAAUUUGCCACCGGUGGUUGGGGGAUACUCCGGAAAGUCGUCACCAACAAAAAUUCCGUCUCCCAUACAUACGAUUUCUAGACCGCGUAGCCGUAAUAGUUCAAAUUCGAUGAACAUUGAAUUUUGCGACAGCAAUCUGGACACCGAUUUAAUUUUGAAACCGACUCAGAACUAUAUAAAUUCGCUACAGCAACGUCUGUCCCUUGACAGCGACGCAGACAGCGAUUACGACGCAAAAUACGGUAUACAAUUGAACAACACUGCACAUCUACUGAAACAGAAGGCUUCACACACCAGACACAAUUCUUUAGACGACAGAACCAUGAAUAUUUCUAACAAACUGGAACACUUUCAGAACAAGAACCUUCAAGGUAUUGACCAAACAUACACGAAUUUGUUUAAUCAAUACACCCAGAACAAAGUGAUCCAGAAGAUACAGAACUCCCCCAACAACUCCCCGAUCAAGAGAUCGAGUAGCUUCUCCACAAAGAACCAGAUCCACUCUCCAAAGAACACCAACGUUGUCCUGCCUCAGAAGGAAUCAAACAUCUGUAACUCGCCUAACCUCACGAGGAACUCUUCCAUCCAAAGGAGCUCCUCUACUGUUUGCAUAAAACCGAAUUACGUAUCGAACAGACGACCGAGCGUGGGCGACCACCGCAAGAGCGACAGGGGGCAGUUCGGCGAUACCGAGUCCAGUUCCGAGGAGGACUUCGAGAAAAACCUACAGAAGCGAAAAGAUUUGGCCAACAUCACCAACACGAGAUGCAACAGGGCCUUCAGCUUGAGACGAGCUCGAAUAGACAACGAACCCGCGCCGGUGAAAUGCCCGAAUACGCCGGAGAUGCGGAGGAAGACCUUCCACCACGAGAUGAAGCAGGAGAGGGCGAUUUCCGUCGACAGGAAACCGAUGAAGACGAACGACGUGCAGAGCAGGUAUUUGCUCAAUAUCAGUAAGAGGGGAACGCCGCCGCCCGCGUCGAAAGUGGAAGUGAAAAGUGUGCCAAAAGUGGGUAGCGCGACCAAAUCGAAUCCGAACAGACCGCAGGUCUUCUCGAGGACAGACAGCGGUAGAUUUAGUAUGCGAACGUCUUCGAAACCGCCGCUGACGAACAAUACGCCAAAGGGAUUAAAAAAGGAUGGCAGUGGGAAAAAACAAGGAGGUGCUCGCAGCAACUCGUCCCUUUCCAGCCGAGAGGUGGAGUUCCAGAAUUGGAAGAGGCGGAAGAGCUACGACCCCAUGAAAGCGGCCGCCGAAGGUAAGAAGAAGGAGAUUGCCAAGCGGCAGGUAAUGGGCCAGAACGUGAUGACUCAGUCAUACAUCGAGUCCAACCACAGCCAGGACAGCUCACCGUCUCAUUCUAGCUCUGUACAUCGUUCGCAGAGCUUCCACGGGACAGCUGCCCUGGAGCAAUUGUUAAGUUCGGAAGAGGAGGACUUGACCUUGUCCGCGGACGAGGGUUUCAGUCCGCCCACCCCCAGCCCUUGCGAAUUGAGCCCUGCCAGGGCGUCCCUGAGGCACGCCCUCUGGGAGCGGAUCCGACACUAGACCACGACUAUUCAUUGUGAAAUAGUCGGUUACCCCGUCGAAAUGACACGUCUGUAAGUGAAGUUAUGUAAUUAGCGAAUCUGUUAUAGCACCGUUUGUAUUUAAAUUUUGUGUACGUAGGUAAUGUAUCUCCUUUCGUUUUGGUACGGCGGUCUCAUGGUGAAUUUUCAUUUUCACACAGACAGAUGUUAAAAAAUUGUCUCGCUCGAACGUUUAUUGUUUUUGUUCCGUUAAAUUCGCUAGAAUUUUAUCCCGUGCAAAGUUUUGCUGUGAUACUCACGUUUACGUUAACCGUAACAGGUCUACCGAGACUUUUUCGUGCGAAUAAAUUUGAAACCGGGGCAAUAUUUUCGACGUACUGGAAUUUUUAACCAUUACCUACUUACCCUAUUAUUGUUUAUGUUGUAUUAUUAAUUUUAGUAUAUUAUUAAGCAUAUCAUCACAUUAACCUACCUGACCUUAUUUAUUAAUUUUAUGUAGGGGCGUAGCGUAUUAUUUUUGAGGUUAUUGACCGAUCGUAAAAGAAAUAACUUACCGUCACACAAAAUAUAAACUGUCUUUUGUUUUUCGAUACAAGAGAAUCGGUCAACUGUCUAGUUAAGGAGUCUUAUUAAUUAUUCACCACGUUAUCGUUAAAUCUUCCUUCCACGCGAGAAAAAUAGCGUACGUAUCGUUAAACGUUCACUUCAUUAAACGCGUACGCUAUUUUCGAUUGGUGUUUUACGUAAUAUCUAGCAUAUGAUAACCAAAAUGUGAUUUUAUAAUCUGAGAUUACUAAAUGUGCAAAUAUUUUUAUUAUCUUAAGUAUUUAGGUUUUGCUAAAAAUUUUAAGGAGCUUGUUACUAUUAAUUAUACAGAUUAUAUUAAGUAUAUUAUAGGCUUUUUUUUAAAAAGGAUAUGUUUUGUAAAAUAAUCUUAAAGGUACCGUAAUUUUCUGUAUAUUAAAUGAGGAAGUAUUUUUUUUAUGUGUCGCUUGUGUUUAUUAUUACUAUUGCUUAAAAAUACAAUAUAUAGAGAG
Anoplophora glabripennis (Asian longhorned beetle) is the source of this 4237-nucleotide messenger RNA. RefSeq lists its product as uncharacterized. The record is from RefSeq and is a predicted model, not a curated record. The coding region runs from base 211 to 3219 and encodes 1002 amino acids. The transcript is spliced from 4 exons. NCBI's taxonomy places the organism in Eukaryota, Metazoa, Arthropoda, Insecta, Coleoptera, Cerambycidae.